AUGGCGGUGGUUGAGAAUGCCGGAAUCAGCGUUUCUGGGUCAUCCAAUCGGGCUGCUGACCCGAAUGUUCCUGCUCUUGCCCACGAUGACGACAUCGCCGAUCACUCUCAGUCAACUAAGCCGGUGACGACUGCGAACCAAAACUCUUCUUCGCUUUUGAGGUCAACAACCAAGCCGGGGCCGGCGACACCGCCGUCGUCGGCCGAUCAUAGCGUCCCUGUGACCCUUAUGGCUCAUCAGCAGCCGAGCUCCGUUAAUGGUCACCCGCCGGCGACGACCCAAAUGAACAACGGUUCUGGUAUCCAGCAACAUCAUCACGGUAUCAACGGAAAUGGACUGCCGGACCGGAAUCAUUCUAGCAAUUACCACCACCACCACCAUCAUCAUAUGAACGGCGGAGGAGCGAGCGAUGGCGGUUCCGAUGAUGAUGCUCGGGAGCAGGGGUUUAAGAGGGAGAUGAGGGAUUUGGAGGAAAUGCUGUUUAAGUUGAACCCCAUGGCUGAAGAAUUUGUGCCUCCGUCCCUAGCUGCGGUCAACUACCAGAGACUUUUACCACCACAAGCUGCUGCUCUGGCUGCUGCAGGGCCCUUUGGGUAUAAUGCUGCUAACAAUUAUCUAAUCCACCCUAACUCCGGGAUUCCCAAUGGGAAUUCAGCUAGACGGAAGAAGAGCAACUAUAAUAAUGGGAAGAGGCGUAUGAAUGGCCGAACAAGCAUGGCUCAGAGAGAUGAUGUAAUUAGGCGGACUGUAUAUGUGUCUGACAUCGAUCAUCAGGUUACUGAAGAGCAGCUGGCUGCACUUUUUCUUGGCUGCGGACAGGUUGUGGAUUGUCGUGUCUGUGGUGAUCCUAAUUCCGUCCUUCGCUUUGCAUUCAUUGAGUUUACUGAUGAGGAAGGUGCAAGAAAUGCUUUAAGUCUGGCAGGAACUAUGCUUGGAUUUUAUCCUGUUCGAGUGCUGCCUUCUAAAACUGCUAUUGCUCCUGUGAACCCUACAUUCUUACCCAGGUCUGAAGAUGAGAGGGAGAUGUGUGCAAGAACUAUUUAUUGUACAAACAUCGACAAGAAGGUUACUCACGAAGAUGUGAAGCUCUUUUUUGAAUCCAUUUGUGGAAAGGUUUAUCGCUUGAGGAUACUGGGUGACUACCAGCACUCAACUCGUAUAGCUUUUGUUGAGUUUGUGAUGGCUGAGAGCGCAAUUGCAGCCCUAAACUGCAGCGGCGCAGUGUUGGGAUCACUUCCCAUAAGGGUGAGCCCAUCAAAGACCCCUGUUCGGCCCCGUGCUCCUCGCCAAGGGAUGCACUAA
This is a messenger RNA of Oldenlandia corymbosa var. corymbosa, 1302 nucleotides long. The record is from the annotation of a GenBank genome assembly. Lineage: Eukaryota; Viridiplantae; Streptophyta; Magnoliopsida; Gentianales; Rubiaceae.